CGAUGGCGCGUGCGCAUUGGGCGGCCGCCGGGGCGGCUGAGGGGCGGGGCGGGGGUAAGAGUGGCUUCUUUACCUCGCGGUGCCCUACCGCUGCCCGGACACCGCGCGGGCCGCCGGCAUCAUGAAGAUCUGGACUUCGGAGCACGUCUUUGACCACCCAUGGGAAACUGUUACAACAGCUGCAAUGCAGAAAUACCCAAACCCUAUGAACCCGAGUGUGGUUGGAGUUGAUGUAUUGGACAGACACGUAGAUCUCUCUGGAAAGUUGCACAGCCAUAGACUUCUCAGCACAGAGUGGGGACUGCCUUCCAUUGUGAAAUCUCUUAUUGGUGCAGCAAGAACCAAAACAUACGUGCAAGAACAUUCUGUAGUGGAUCCCGUAGAGAAAACGAUGGAACUUAAAUCUACUAAUAUUUCAUUUACAAAUAUGGUUUCAGUAGAUGAGAGACUUAUAUACAAACCACAUCCUCAAGACCCAGAAAAAACUGUUUUGACUCAAGAAGCCAUAAUUACCGUGAAAGGGGUCAGUCUCGGCAGUUACCUCGAAGGACUGAUGGCAAGCACGAUAUCGUCAAAUGCCAAUAAAGUGCCUUUGCUCCCACUUGGUAAGAGUAAACAUGGUGGAUUUUUUUUUAAGGGCCGAGAAGCAAUGGAGUGGGUAAUACAUAAAUUAAAUGCUGAAAUUGAGGAAUUGACGGCUUCGGCAAGAGGGAGCAUCAGGACACCAAUGGCAGCAGCAGCAUUUGUGGAGAAAUGAUCAUGAAAGUUGAUAACACCCAGUUCCCCAGGUCUCUAUGAGCUGGCAGUAUAUUUAUUUGUUAUUUAAAAAAUACAACUAUAUUUUCGGUAGAAUUGUUUUUUUAAUAAGCUGAAGAAGGACUAUGUGACUUGAUCAAAACAAAGAGGUGCAGGGUUUCUAAAUAAAAGGGAUUGGCUGAAACUAGUGUUGUCUGAAAUGACUGUCUGAUUUUGAGGAUUCCAGUAUUUAUGUAAAAAUUUAACAAUUUUUGAGAAGUACUUGAAAAUUGGUAUUGGCUGAUUAAACCUCCUUAAGGUAGAAUUUUAAAGCUUUUCACGCAUUGGAACUCUACCUGUCUUUGGACCAACCCCAGAACCAAGCAGAGCCACCUCUUACAUACCCACCACUGCCCUGCAAUAAACUUGGAGAACUUGCAUGAGGGAACUCACUUUUAAAGGAGAAACUGUAUAGUUUUAAAAAGACAUUAAUUGUAUAAAAUAAUUUGCUCUGCUAUAAACCACCAUUAAAAAUCACAAUGUUUUAAUUUGGUACUCAACAUUUUUGGAGUAAAAAUUAUCACGAAAGUAAUAAACGACUCCAACAAAAAUAUAUUUUAUUGUGUUAAAGAGUACUGUAUUGAUUUGCCAAAGUUUUGUAACUUAGUAAAGGUAUUACCUUCCUUGGAUCUGUACUUUAUGACUUAGUAUGCUGUGUCGUGGGCUGGUUAUGUUAACUGAAAAAAUAAAAUCAUUACCAGAAUUUUGCAGCACUCUAAACUUAAACAGAAGAACAGCUGUUCACAUCUUUUAGCAUUUCAUAUUUGCCUAACUUAUAAAUUGCCAUGUGUCAAAAUCGUGGUUCUGUAAUUGCUAAAGCAUGAUAUGUCAGGUUAUUUGAAUAUAGUUACUUUUUGAAGUAAUUGUGACCACAAAACAUCUUUUUUAUGUGAAGAGCUGUACAUCAUUUGAAAUUACUCGAAUGAUGUCUUGAUCUGAAGCAUAAAUCCCAGGGACUUAAUGUUUUUAAUAAUACCGUGUCACUCCGGGGGAUGGGGGCGGUGGAGAAGAAAAAAGAAUAAUAGGGUGAAAAAAGAGCAUUGACCUAAACUAACCAGUAUGUGAAUUGCUUUGCAGCCUUUAUUUAUGGGAAAUCCUUGCUUUGGAUGCCAGUGGGCAGCUGCAAUCUGAAAAACAAUCCAGUAAAUGUUGUUUUGUUUUGUAUUUUGUAGCAGGCAAUUAAUUAUCAACCACUAAAUAAGAAUAUCUUUGAUACUGGGAAUUGUUGCAUACAGAAUAUUUUUGUUAAAAGGUGAUGAGCUCUUGCCUUUAUUUCACAGUACUUAAAGUGACAAACUUCUAGUCAGGUUUCCUAUAAAAGAAACCAAUUAAUAUAUGUACCUAAACCACAAAAAUAGUAUACCAAACUAUUUGAAAAUUAUUGUUUUUCUACUUAAAGUAUUGUUUAGCUUGUGACUUCUUAGGACAUUUGUAAAAGCAAGUUAAAGCCAGUAAGGUUUUUGAUUACUUUUUGUAACCGGAGAUGGUUUUUACAAUUAAAAUAACAUUUCAACUAAACAAACCAUUGCUAAAUAAUAUUUAAUAAUAAGUUGCCUUGUAUAAUUUCUGAACAUUAUACUUGUUCUGAAAAGUAUAAGAAUACCCUAAUGGUAAAAAGAUUUCUAAACAAAAUUUUAUCCUGUUUGAUUUUUUUUACUCUGAUCUAAUGACAAAAUUCUAUAGAUUUUCAUCUUCCAGUGUAGUUACUUUUCGUUAAGUAGCUCGUAGGUAAUGGCUUUUACCUGUUAAAAUAUAAAUAACAUAGCAGGCAUUCGAGAGGACUAAACUGGAGUAAAGUGUUCAUGGGUUAGAAUUGGACUCUUGGACUAUGGAGCAUAUUAUCCUGUUUAAUGUUAAAGAUGGAUCUUGUAUGAAUUAAGAAAAACCUUCCUGUUAAUAAAAACUUCCGUUUAACUAUGA
This is a messenger RNA of Balaenoptera acutorostrata (minke whale), 2715 nucleotides long. RefSeq names its product PRELI domain containing 3B (gene PRELID3B). The record is from RefSeq and is a predicted model, not a curated record. Gene Ontology annotation, cellular component: mitochondrial intermembrane space. Gene Ontology annotation, biological process: phospholipid transport. NCBI's taxonomy places the organism in Eukaryota, Metazoa, Chordata, Mammalia, Artiodactyla, Balaenopteridae. Gene Ontology annotation, molecular function: phosphatidic acid transfer activity. The coding region runs from base 122 to 757 and encodes 211 amino acids. The transcript has 6 exons.